Blepharisma stoltei is the source of this 1055-nucleotide messenger RNA. Lineage: Eukaryota; Ciliophora; Heterotrichea; Heterotrichida; Blepharismidae. The record is from the annotation of a GenBank genome assembly.
AUGUCCAAAAUUAUAAAAACUGAGGUAAGAACCCUUCAUAAUUAUAUAUGGCGUAUGUAGGGAGGCUAUGCAGUCUCAAGCACAUAUUUAAUUAUUUAAUUGUAUUCGGCAAGAUUUUGUUAACCCAGAAAAUGUAGAAUUUCCAUUUUAUGGGAUUUUUGUAUGAGCAGUAUGCAGCAGUAGUCCAUCCAAAAACUUGAGCCUACAAGGUAAGGAGGAGGCUAAGUCAUAUAACCCAAAUUCAUAGGUACCAUGGGAUCAGGAGAUGAAGAAGAGCAACAUAGUGCUUGAGCCAACUUUUCGAGCGAAUUUAUCAUCCUAACUCAAACAAGCUCUUCCUAGCGACGCCACAAAUCGGGUCAAUCCUCUAGAGGAUCCUUGUUGACUGCAUUAACAAUAUGGCCUCAGCCAAACCUUUUAUAAGUAAACUUGAAUAAGGACCCUUCACUUCAAAAAAGGCUAUGGUAAGACUACAACCCAACAAAUUGUUGAACCAAAUUACAAUAGAAAAUUAGGCCACUAUCAAUUGCCUGGGGACUAUCAAUACACGCCUGACGAACAAAAUAAAGUAAUGAACUACUUUUCUUUCAUAAAGGAAGCAAAAGAACUUUUUAACGAAAUGCCAGAAGUAAAUCAUGUUUAUAUAAAACAGCAUAAAAAUUAUGCAAGAGUCAUCGAGAUUCUGAAGAUGGACUCUCUCGACCUAAAUGUAUUCUAAACAAAUUAUGUUAAAAUCCCUAUUUUUUCAUAAAUAUAAAAUUAUCUUUUUUAGGAAAGCAGCAUAAGCCAUCAUAAAAUAUAAUGUCAAAGUUUUGAUGCACAAUCAAAACUUAGUAAAUGAUUUGAUUCAGAAAUCUAAGGAAACUUUAGAUCAGCCUAGAAAAAUUUUAUGUGUCAGAGAAGAAGAUGAUGAAUUCGAUGAAGAAUUUACUGAAAGCGGCUGGGAAAAAGAAUUUUCUAGUGCAAUAAAAUGCUUAAAAGGAUUACCGAAUUUUCACAAAUUGCAGGUGAAGCAAAAUAUAUUAAAAGCAAGAAAAAGCAACAUAUUUCUAUAA